GCGAGCCCAGCAAGCAAAACGCAACUCCCAGUGGUGCGGACACUUGGCCAGAGCGAGUCCGCGCUGGACACGGCCGACUGGUCGCCCGUGCGUCCUGGCCCGGCCUCGCAAGCCCAAGCGCGGCGUCCGUCCGCGCAGAUGUCGUUCUCGAGUGCCUUCAGGCAUCGUCCAAGCUUCGUCACCCGCUGGCGCCGCACGGCUGAAGACGAGGAGAUGGGCGCGGUGUCCACACCGAAGAGCGAACGCCCGCCCAUCCCCAGUGCGCUGCAGCCCCCGCCAGAGAUGUGCGCGACGCCGCUGCCUGCGCUAUCGAUGAUCGUGCUGUCCAUCACGAUGCUCGGCGAGUUCCUAUCGGCUAACGUCUCUGCGCCCUUUUUGCUGUUCAUGGUCGAGGGCUUCGAUCAGUUUUCUGACGAGGCUGAGGUUGGGAAGUGGACGGGUAUCCUAGUCUCGACCUUCUUCCUCACGCAAUUCCUUACCUCGCUACUAUGGGCAACUGUCGCUGCCAAACACGGUGCACGUCUCGUUAUUGCCGUCGCUCUACUCGGAAGCGCGGUGACCUGCACACUGUUCGGUACCGCGACAUCUAUUCAACAAGCUAUCGUGAUCCGGUUAAUGCAAGGUGUCUUUGCUGGUGCCGUCGGUGUCGCUAGAGGUUCUGUCACUGCCGUAACCGAUCAGAGUAACGAAGGCCGGGCAUACGCUAUCCUUGGCUUCUCCUGGGGUCUUGGAGGUGUUGCUGGCGCGAUUGUCGGAGGAAGCUUCGAAAAUCCCGCGAAGAAGUGGCCUGGAGUGUUCAACUCAGUCCCGCUAUUUGUUCAGUACCCUUACUUGCUACCCUGCAUGGUAGCCUCGUCAGUUACACUAACAGGCUCGAUUCUGUGUCUUUUCCUUGGGCCCGACUGCGGGCCUAGAGAGGGUGCUAUUCGGCUGCCUCCCGAGAAGGGUUCAAAUUCAGUGCCAACCAUCCCUGAAGAAUCCCCGCCGAUUUCUCCCAUUGAGGAUGAGGAGCCGCGCGGUCUUGUUGGUUCCCUUGGACGCAGGUUCGGCAGAAAACUGUCUGGCGUCUUUGCUUCUCGCGUGUCAGAUGCAGAUAUCGCUGCAUCGUCUUCCCAAUCAGUUCAGCUGUCCGCCACACCUCGAGACCGUGCGUUCUCUCGAACGAGUCGUAUUGGAGGCUCGGCCUAUGGUUACAAUGGCUCUUUCCGGGCUCGUCUCGCUAGUCGUAGCAGCUUGGCAGGUCUCGGCGCUCGCCGUGGGAGCACCGCCGGAUUGUCACUACGUGGAAGGAGAGAAAGUCUGGCGAAUACCAUCAAUGGAGAGCCGCUGUCCGCCUCGUUCGCUACGGGCACAGACCUCAACUUCGCUCAGCGGCUUCUGAUGGCGAACGAGAACACAGUCACGAACAUCGCUGAUCUCUGGGUGGCGGCUGCUAUGAACGUCGACAACGAGAAUCCCUUCGAAUCGGAGGACGAAGGCCAGCUGGAUUACGAGCAAGCAGUCGAGGUCACACCGGCGGAAGAGUUCGAUGAAGGGGACAUAUUUGCCUCCGGUCAAACUCCGCGAAGUGAUCAGUUCAUUCGAGGGUCAUCUGCCUCACCCAUACAUCGUCCCGUCAUAAGCUCCCCGCACGUGUCGGCCGCACCCCAGCGCCGCCACUCUGCUGCAACGCGGCGACCCUCGACUGCCACCGCGCUCCAGGUGCCCUUUGGCGGUGUAGACUCCGCGGUUCACACUCCGAGACGCCGGUUGUCCAACUCCGUCGCACCCAUCUUCUUGCAUGUGGGCGUCCGCACGCCGCCUGCAGUUAUAGAAGCACAGCAGUUGCUCGCGCUUGCGGACGAAGCCGAGGCAUCCGGACAGGACGCCCUUGCUCCCAUCAUUGAGGGGUCGAGGCUUGCUUCGACAGACUCGACGCCGGCAGCGCCUAUCCAAGAGCCCUCAUUAAUGUCCCAGCUGCCGCUGCUCGUGAUAUUUCAAUACGGUGUGCUAGCGCUGCACUCGACCACACAUGAUCAAAUUUUCUAUCUUUACCUUGUAUCGAAAUAUCCUUCUGGGGGCCUCAACCUGAACGCUGGGCACUUCUCUCAGCUCAUCGCUCUCAUGUGUCUGGCGCAAAUUGUGUACCAAUUCUACUUCUAUCCGAAUAUCGGGCCGCCGCGAGGGCGCUUCUCGCAUCUCGCCAUGUUUCGUAUCGGUUCACUUCUCUAUAUUCCUGCCUACCUCUCCGUGAUCCUGUAUCGCGUCUUCGCGAGCGACAAAGAUGACGGAAAUCUCGUUCUCAUGGGAGCAUUGGCAAUUAGCACAGCAAUAAGGUUCUGCGGCAUCACAUUCAGCUAUACCGCCAUCUCCGUCUUGCUUAACUAUAUGUCCCCGCCGCAUAUCGUCGGCUUCGCAAACGGCAUUGCCCAGAGCAUCGUCAGCCUCGCGCGUUUCUGUGGUCCGGUGCUCGGCGGUGUGAUCUGGUCGGCGAGCGUACAGGAUCACCCGUCCGGAUAUUCCCUGGGAUUUUUCAUCUGCGCAGCGACUUGCGCCCUUGCAGUCGCACAUAGCUUCUUCAUCCGGUAAUCGGACCCACGUUUGGUAUUGGCUCGCACUUCUCCUUCCGGCUAGACGGACCCACCAGGAUUGAUACCCUCUGUACUACACCAUCCCUUCAUCUCGCCUUUCGUGUUCCCUAUUUCUUGGACAUUGUACACUCGAUUGAAAUGUACACGUACCGAUGGCAAC
This is a messenger RNA of Phanerochaete carnosa HHB-10118-sp, 2730 nucleotides long. RefSeq lists its product as uncharacterized. The transcript is spliced from 15 exons. Gene Ontology annotation, cellular component: brush border membrane. Lineage: Eukaryota; Fungi; Basidiomycota; Agaricomycetes; Polyporales; Phanerochaetaceae. Gene Ontology annotation, biological process: transmembrane transport. The record is from RefSeq and is a predicted model, not a curated record. Bases 139 to 2568 code for a protein of 809 amino acids. Gene Ontology annotation, molecular function: transmembrane transporter activity.